Messenger RNA from Stegostoma tigrinum, 6584 nucleotides. RefSeq names its product protein lin-7 homolog B. Gene Ontology annotation, cellular component: synapse; basolateral plasma membrane; cell-cell junction. Gene Ontology annotation, biological process: maintenance of epithelial cell apical/basal polarity; protein localization to basolateral plasma membrane; neurotransmitter secretion. The transcript has 6 exons. NCBI's taxonomy places the organism in Eukaryota, Metazoa, Chordata, Chondrichthyes, Orectolobiformes, Stegostomatidae. Gene Ontology annotation, molecular function: L27 domain binding. The record is from RefSeq and is a predicted model, not a curated record. Bases 22 to 645 code for a protein of 207 amino acids.
UCAGGUGAUACCGGCUCCAAGAUGGCGGCGUUGGCUGAAUCUUUGUCGCUGGAGAGAGAUGUUACCAGAGCGAUCGAGCUGCUGGAGAAGUUACAGCGAAGCGGCAAUGUUCCCCCGCAGAAACUGCAGACGCUGCAGCGAGUUCUUCAGAGCAAGUUCUGCUCUGCCAUCCGAGAGGUGUACGAACAGCUUUACGAGACACUCGACAUCAGUGGCAGUCCUGAGAUCCGAGCUCACGCAACAGCCAAGGCAACAGUUGCGGCCUUCGCAGCCAGUGAGGGACACGCACACCCCAGAGUUGUGGAACUUCCUAAAACAGAAGAGGGCCUUGGUUUCAACAUAAUGGGUGGAAAGGAACAGAACUCCCCAAUCUAUAUAUCCCGAAUUAUACCUGGAGGGGUAGCAGACAGACACGGAGGUCUUAAACGGGGCGACCAGUUACUCUCAGUAAAUGGCGUGAGCGUGGAGGGAGAGCAGCAUGAGAAGGCCGUGGAGUUGUUGAAAGCUGCACAAGGCACUGUGAAGUUGGUGGUGCGAUACACACCUAAAGUCCUGGAAGAGAUGGAGGCACGCUUUGAGAAAAUGAGGACGGCUCGCCGCAGGCAGCAACACAACAGCUACUCGUCACUGGAAUUCAGAGGAUAGCCGGUUUGAUCUCCUGUUUCCAGAGGUGGGCCUGGUACCAAGCAUGUGAUGCAGCUGUUGUGCAUGUAGCUAAGUGACCCUCCCUCCCUGUUACUGUAGGUCUGACCGUGACAAUCCCUGCGAGCUUAGUUGAUGUGAAACAGGACGUAGCCUUUUCACAAAUAAAUGUUCAGUGCAUGUUAGGGAGUUGGGUGGGUCGAAAAGAAUGGUUUAUGUUCCAGAAUACGUAUCUUGACACAUCCUUGGUGUUUACGUCUUCACACACCAAAGUAAAAUACUGCAGAUGCUGGAAAUCUAAAGCAGAAACAGGAAAUACUCAGCUAUUGAGGCAGCAGCUGUGGCGACAAACCAAGUUAUGUUUUAUGUCAGUGAUUUAUUAACUGUUUCUGACGACUCAAAGCGUUAACUCUGUUUCUCUCUGCACUACCAGACCUACUGAGUAUUUCCAGCAUUUCUCUUUUUUUUAUUAUAGAUUAGUACAUCGUGAGUUUGGAAGCAAGUAGCAAAAGCGACAGAAAUUUUUCAGUGAAGUUAAUACCUCUCUAAAUGUUAAGGAUUAAAGGUAGCAAAAGUCCGUAAUUGUGGUAAGUCACUUACUCAAAUAGUCAAAUGUGAAUAGAUGUUGUUAAAUGACUGACAAAAGUAAAAAUUGCUGGAAAAGCUCAGCAGGUUUGGCAGCAUCUGUGAAGGAGAAAGCAGAGUUAACGUUUCAGGUGGAGUGACCCUUCCUCCGAUGCUGCCAGACCUGCUGAGCUUUUCCAGCAAUUUCUAUUUUUGUCACUGUUAAAUGACUGGUUUGUUAUCAGUUAUAUUUCCCUGCGCUGAAUGGGUUUUUCACACUGAAAUCUAAAGCACUAAGCACUAUUUUAGCUCUACUGUUUGAAAUAUCUAUUUGACAUUCUGAACUCCACAAGUCAAGCCUUCAAGUGAAGUAAGUUGUACAUUUUGGAUCGGGAUUAAAAGUUCACCUUUGUUCAUCUAUUAUUUAAAUUUGCAAUUUUAGCACAGGAGAAUGAGGUUAUCUGUGUUUGUUCAAUUUAAAAGUUCCAUCUUAAGCUACAUUAGAUUGGAGAAGGAAGGUUCAUCAGCCAGGGUCAGACUGAUGGAGGCCAGUGUAAUGUGACUGGGCCCCAGUUACCUGACAUUUGUUAACUUCUGAUGAACUGACAAUGGGAAUAUUUGAAUAGUUUGGAAUUCUGAAGGGAAUUUCAGCAAUGUGUGGCGCAAUGUUUAAAUGUUAAUUUAUAAAUAACACUUACCCGUGAUCAUGAAAUGUGCCGGGCAUUAUUGUGAAACAUUUCAAUCCCAGUAGUUUACAGAGUAUGAUCUCUUCCCCACUCUUUGCUCCCCCAGGCAGAAAUGUCUGGUUCGCAAUUGUGUUGCUGCAGCAUCUUUUAUUUGUGCCUGAUUGAGUACACAUCUUGAUCCAGUUUACUUGAAAUAUAAUUGACCUGAUCUUAUCUUAGCUUCACAUAUUCUAGGAACUCAUAAAAGGGAGUGCUUUGUAACUUAGCUCAGACCUAUUGGAUUUCAACCCAGAUGCUGAACCGUUCUCCAUGUAAGAUAGACAUGUACAGUGGCCUGCCUUGGUUUAUGUCAGCCUUAUGACUGACAUUCCUUCACCAAGCUGCAAUGGUACUGGGCAUUGUCACUCCAUGCAACCUCCACUUUGGUUUUAACAUGUAUUAAAGUUCGGCUGUGUGGCUGAGCAGUCUAAGGUGCUGGACUGGAGCUCCGAUCAAAUUGUGGGUUUGAAUUCCAUUGCUGCAACAUUUUAGGGGCUCUUGUGUCUGUGCCAGAGGCCUGGGUUCAAGACUCACCUGUCCCAGAGGUGUGUUAUAAUAUGUGUGAAUACAUUGAUGACAAAAAGACCUACUGUCAGCCAUGCUGGUCAAAGGAUAAAGUAUUUACGAUCCCUUGUGAUUUAGUGGUUAGAAUUCAACACUUUUAACAGUGUAGCCAGGCUACAAUUCUCUGUCAAGGAAUGAGGGCUUAUGGAUUGUACUGAUUUAUAGUGACCUUAUUACCCAGUGGUAGUGUCCCUGACUCUGAGCUGUUCCACCUGAAAGGGUUGAUUAAACCUUAUUCAGAAAUUCAGGGAUUUUAAUUGUCACCUGUUACCCAUCCUUGCUUGUCGUUUGGAGCCUGGUGGCUAAUCAUGUCCAGUUACGAGUUCCAAUGCCCAGUGCACUUCCUUGCUGACUGGUUACUGUCACCAGCCUGUCCCAAUCACUGAUGGUUAUUGCAGUGACCAGUGAAACCCACUUUAGUGAACAAGCAGUUGACUAGUUAAAAAUGCAAUAAGUACCAUUUUAGAGAGAGGUACAGCAGGAAGUAAGCGGCACACCUUGCUGCCACAAUUGUAGAGCUUAUUAGAGUAAUUGUUUUCAAGAAAAUAAAAUCACAGCCGAAACCUUGGAGAAGUUAUAAAUGGAAUUUGGAAUUUUCCUUUGGAAUUACAUUGCAUUGAUCUGCAUUUUGAAGUUUGUUUGACUGAUGGCCUUCAAAAUGCCUGCUGCUUAUUUUGUUUUAAAACUGGAACGUUGGAAGUAUCCAACUCCUUACAGAAUAUGGACAGACAAACUCUAAUAUGCAGUGAAUGGCACAACUGAACACCUCAAUCUAUAUGCAGAAUAUACAACACAGAAACAGGCCAUUCAGCCCCUCAGACCUAUGCUGACCUUCAUGCUUCAGAGGAGCCUCCACUGUCAUCUCAGCAUGUCCUGCUUUCUCCUUUGUGUGUUUAUCUAGAUUCCUCAGCAUAUAAACCAUUCCUUGUGACGAGAUCCAUAUCCCCACCCAACGCUGAAUAAAGAGUCAUCUCCUGAAUCCCUGAUUGGAUUAAUUAGCAACAAUCCUGGUUCAGUUCUAACACGUGGAAACACCUCUAAGAUAUCAAUUCCCUGCAUAAUCUUUACUGGGACUCUCCUCCGCUUUUAUUUUUUUUGAAAGAGAAGAGCUCCCUCCCACGUCUGAUAAUUUUGAUCUCUGAGUUUUCACAUAUUGAUUCCCAACCUUUCAAAUUCUGCUGCCUUUGGUUACGCACAAGAAUUUGCCUUGUCUGAACGAGUUGGUUAUAGCCGGGGUGGGGGUGUUACUUUUAGUUCAGUUUUACCAGACCUCCUGCUGCUGCCACUCCCUGGGCAAUGGUGCUCCGUUUAAAAAAAACAUUCUAAGUGCUGAAAGAUUUUAGAAGUGUAACCAGGCAAGCCUCUGCAAACCCACAAUUCCCAAAUGAUAGUACUUUGCGGAUUAUUAGACUGCUAACACUUUGGUGGAGGGACCUGGCUCUCUGGGGCAACCUGCCUUCUGUUGCAUGUUGCUAUGCUAAAGUAAGCUUUAAUGUUACUGGAAUAAAACUGAUCAGAUGUUAGGAAUGCGUAUAACAGUAUUUUGGCCUGAAAUGAAAAUAAUUUAAAUCCUACCUUCCCUUUGACUUGUUGGCCAUUUCUCCACUACACUGUCUUUGGCCUUUUUAAAGUCUUAACUGUGGUUUUAUUCAUUAACUGCUCCAACUUGAUUUAUUCUUAUUUUGUUUAACAAAGUUUACGAUACUUUUAUUCCUUUGUCACCUUGCUUCCAUCUAAUUUUUUUUUUGGAGAUGGUGAUGAAAGGACAGGCUCAUUAGCUUGCCCUGUCACUGGUCAGUUUUUGACCAUGAAAGUUGUAUCUUAAUGGGCAGUGUAGCUGCAGGUGGAGUAACCCAUGAGAGACUGCCAUAGUGCAACAGCAGUGUGAGAGAGGUUUCAGCAAAACUGUUGUAGCCUUCUGGAUGUAUUGUUUACGGACGAACAUACCUCAUUCAUUUCUUUCUGUGCAGCGUUUUAUUUUUGAAACAUGAAAUUUGUUUAAGGAUGAACAGAUGUUCCCAUUGUUGUCGUUCAAGUUCCAUGUCAUGAUGAUCUGCCCACCGCCCCAUGCGUUCCUGUUCAGUUGCUCAUUGGAGCCUCUUGUUUCCAACUUCAACGAGCAUAUGACUUGGGAAAGGAAUAGACACGGUGGUUCCCCUUAUCUUCCUUGUGUAUACUCAGAGGAAGCAAAUGUCCUCUUCCUGAGGACUUUUGUCCCCCAAGGUUCUAGAUCUCCCGCCAUCACCACCAAAAACUCUGUUUCCUCCAUUGGCCACGGCUUGUAAUCCUGGGAUGGCACCUUUGCCCGGAACAGUAAGCAGAUAUGAAAGGAUGUUCAAAACCAUUUCUGCUGUUUUACAGUUAUCAUUCAAUCCAUUCUGCUACCUGACCCCUUCCCAUCAAGUCCAAAUAUCCUAGUGUUUAAAAUGAGUACUCAUUAUAUAACCAUUUUACACUUUACAGCCACUGAAAGUGGUGCAGUGCAAUCCUACUGUAAUCUUCAUGUUUCUCCUGAAUACAUUUUGCCAUUACGCAGCUUUAGAUAGCAAGUGUUUACACACUAUUCUUCCAUUCAAAGUAUGAUGACCCAACAUCUUCUGUAUCCUCACCUUCGGUCUGGCCAUCCACCCUGCGGAUGUCACUGGAUACCAAUUAGUUCUCUGUCUCCCUCUGUCUCUUUUCCCCCCUCACCACCUCCCCCUGAACCCAGGGAUAAUGCCAUCUGUAGUGAUGCCACCCCCACUGUUGUGGUCAGCUCACUCAGCACCAGCCAUGAAGGAAACCCGGUGCCUCCAGCUCUGUGUGUUUUGUAGUGACACUGAGUUGUGCCUUCGUCUGCUUGAAGGACCUUAGCGAUGCUGCUUUCUAAUCAUUCACUACCUUCAUCUUUAAAAUGUUAAUAUAUAUUUAAAAGUAAGUGUGUUGUAUAAUUAAAUCAAUAAAGAAAUAUUUACAAUGCAGACCUCAUGCUUGAUUAUAUUGGAAACUGAUCAUUCGUUAUCUGUAUGUAAAAAGACAGAAGGGCAACUAAAUGUUGUCUCAUUGUUUACCUGACUGACCAGUACGGAUUUGGUGUUUCUCUUCAAUUUCUGCUGCUAACCAGAAUCUUCAGUGGCUGGCCCUAGUAUAAACCAGGAGAGGAGCAGCUGUGGCACUGGUGGAUUUGUGUGUGUGUGCGUGCACACGCACUAAGAGAUACCUCAUCUCUGUCAUAAAAUGGCCUUGCUGUGCAUCACAUGUUGUUCAUUUUUCCACCCAGAGGAUGGUGCAGGGUCUAGAUUGCACCUGCCUGGGAGGGUGAUAGAGGCAGGUAACCUCGAACCUCUUUAAAAAAGGUACUUGGGUGAGCACUUGAGAUGUCACAACAUUCAAGGCCAGAGGUCAAGUGCUGGAAAGCGAGGCAUAUGUAGAUUUAGCGUAGUUUUGGCAGUACAGGUCUUCUUCAGUGCUGAAUGAUUCUAUGGUCAAGAGAUGGGAAGUGUGAUUAUCCUAUCAUUGGAGCCUGGGAUAGUUGAAAGGAGGUAACACUGACUGGGGCCUCGAACCAUGGAUGAGGUUAUGCCUUUAUAUACCACAUUAUUCCCCAUUCCACAGUAGGUGAGAUUGAUGGCCAGCCCGUUCGGGGAUUAAAUGUCAAAUUUUUACAAGCGGGGUGAAAUGCUCAGCAACUCUGGACCAUUGAGAUUUGCAAUUGGUCUUUGUAGCUGAGUAGUACUCUGCAAAUUGUGCACUUGCCUUGCCAGUGACCUUCACACCUAUGUGUAUGUGUUUAUUUUGUGUGUGUGUGUGUGUGUGUGUGCGCGCGCACUGAGAGAUACCUCAUCCCUGUCAUAAAAUGGCCUUGCUGUGGAUCACAUGUUGUUCAGUUGAGGCCAUUGCUAGAUGCUGGAUCACACCUUCCUGACUGAACAGUGUGAAGUAUUGUAUAUCUUGAACAUAUCUUUGUGUUAACUGGAAAUAGAUCUGGGGAUGUCUGUAAAUCCUGUAUGUAAUGUAAAUGUACUAGCAUAAUAUGCACUGAUGUAUAUUGUAAGCAGCUCAAGUUUUAAGUGUUUGCAUAAUUCUUUCAUAUAGGUACUGCCUAAUUUA